This is a messenger RNA of Nicotiana tabacum (common tobacco), 860 nucleotides long. Lineage: Eukaryota; Viridiplantae; Streptophyta; Magnoliopsida; Solanales; Solanaceae. The record is from RefSeq and is a predicted model, not a curated record.
CUUCAAUGACAUUAUUCCAUCAAGUGCACCGCAAAUCUUCCCUUUCUUCAUAUACGGAUGUACCCUAGGACGAGUUACUAAUUAUACAAUUCGCACAUACACUUUUAGAGUACAAUCAAGAAUAUGGAGAAAUCAUCACAGGAAAAUCUGAUACUGGUGAAUCGGGAAUCCGACGGGGUUGCAUGGGUCACAUUAAACCGACCCAAGUCCCUAAAUUCCCUGACUAAGUCAAUGAUGGUUGAUCUUGCUCGAAUUUUCAAGUCCUUGGACGCGGAUGAUUCGGUUCGGGUCAUUAUACUCACCGGAUCGGGUCGAUCGUUCUGCUCGGGCGUUGACCUGACGGCAGCGGAGGACGUGUUUAAGGGUGACGUGAAGGAUGUGGAGACUGAUCCGGUGGCGCAAAUGGAACGCUGUAGGAAGCCCAUCAUUGGGGCUAUUGGGGGAUUUGCUGUGACUGCUGGUUUUGAGAUUUCUCUUGCUUGUGAUUUGUUGGUUGCCUCUAAUGAUGCUAAAUUCUUGGACACUCAUGCAAGGUUUGGGAUAUUUCCUUCUUGGGGUCUAUCUCAGAAACUCUCUCGUGUUAUUGGACCCAGCCGAGCUCGUGAAGCAUCUUUAACUGCAAUGCCUCUCAGCGCAGAACAAGCUGAGAGAUGGGGUUUGGUAAAUUAUGUUGUAGACAGAAGUGAACUUUUGAAGAAAGCUAGGCAAAUAGCAGAAGCCAUCAUCAAGAACAACCACGACCUGGUUUUGAAGUACAAGGCAGUAAUCAAUGAUGGGUUCAAACAAGACUUGACCCGAGCCCUUGCUCUUGAGAAGGUAUAGUAGAUGCUAAUACUGUCACGACCCAAAAUCCACUAGAG